This is a messenger RNA of Seriola aureovittata, 3208 nucleotides long. It is a transcript of the gene tfap2b, whose product is annotated as transcription factor AP-2 beta. Gene Ontology annotation, cellular component: nucleus. The record is from RefSeq and is a predicted model, not a curated record. Gene Ontology annotation, biological process: regulation of cell population proliferation; anatomical structure development; regulation of transcription by RNA polymerase II. Gene Ontology annotation, molecular function: DNA-binding transcription factor activity, RNA polymerase II-specific; RNA polymerase II transcription regulatory region sequence-specific DNA binding. NCBI's taxonomy places the organism in Eukaryota, Metazoa, Chordata, Actinopteri, Carangiformes, Carangidae. The coding region runs from base 1156 to 2472 and encodes 438 amino acids. The transcript has 7 exons.
AGGAAAGUGGAGAAAUACCGCCGCGCGCGCGGGGGCGAAAUGCUUUGCUCCGACCGGCUCUCGCUGAAAGGGCUCGAUCAACAAAGCAGACGAAGAAAAGGGCAGCCCGCGAGGCCCCUCGGCUCAGCCCGGUGGGAAGCCCUUGUCUCGUGCCGCACAUGGCUUUUCUCCCACGGCGCUAGAGGAGGGGAGGCUGUAAUGUUGUUAAACAAGUCGCCCAAAGAGGGCAAAGAAAGAGGGGCCGCGUUGUCUACGAUAUAAAGUUUAAUCGCUUCUUUUGACUGCUGACACCAUUCACGCGAGCCCCUUCACGCGCCCUGUAGUGCCUGGACUGUGUUUUCUGAGUAACAGAGGGCAGCUGCAACACAACAUUAGUCGCAGUUUUAUUUUGCAGGAGGUUAUCAGGUUGAAGUUUACAUGUCUGAGCGAGUGAAAAAUAUUUUGUGCGUCAAAGUGAGCUGUUUAUUUUUCUAAAUGUCUUAUAUUAGCUCAGAUGUUGAGUGUGCCCGAUGGGAACCGAAGCCGUGACCCUGGUGGUAUUGCCGUCAUGGUUAAGCUUUUUUUUUUUUUUUUUUAACAGCGGUUCACUUUAUUGUUAUAUUGGUUUUGCGUCAAAGCAAGUUUGCGGAGAAAUAGUUUGUGGAAACUGUCUCCACAGGCAAGAAAGUGUGCUCUUCCUGCGUCAGACUUUGCCCACAAAAGGCCCCAAAGCGAUUAUUUUUGUGAUGGGGGAACUCCUCACGGGUCUGGACACCCUGUUCGCUUUCUCCAGCUUGAGAGAGUCUUCUUUUCUAUCUCCUGCUGUUCGCGCGUCGUUUCGGCUCUCCACGGAAUUUAAACGUCACUCACGGCUGCGCGAGAGGCUUCACGCUCCAUGUGUCGCCAGUCCCCUGCCUCGCGCACAUUAAUAUUCCUGUAAGUCCCAGUCAUGAAUAACAAUUACACCAUAUACCGGGGGUAGAGGCGGGAGCACGGUGCUCACACUCAGAGCGGCGGAAGCUCCGGGCGGAGGAAGGUUCAGUGUGGAGCUGUAGAGCAGCGCGAGCCUGCAGAUACCGACGCACUGCUUCCACCUGGAAUGAGUUUGUCUGUCUCGGCCCAACAACGUCUUCACUAUCCUGCUGUUUUACCGUGAGACCUACAGAGGGUUUACAGAUGUUAGUUCAUUCAUACUCCACUGCGGACCGGCAUGACGGUGUCUCGAGCCACAGCUCGCGUCUGUCCCAGCUGGGCUCGGUAUCGCAUGCGGGACCCUACUCCAGCGCGCCGCCGCUGUCUCAUGCGCCCUCGUCGGACUUCCAGCCUCCGUACUUCCCGCCGCCGUACCAGCCGCUCGCUCACUACCAGAGCCAGGACCCGUACUCCCACGUGAGCGACCCGUACUCCCUGAACUCCCUGCACCAAAGCCAGCAGGGCGCAUGGGGGGCGCGGCAGCGGCAGGACGCCGCCGGGGACCGGAUGGACAGCUCGGGUCUGCUGGCGCAGCCUCGGGCCUCGCUGCCUCAACUGUCCGGGCUGGACCCUCGGCGGGACUACGGUGGUGUACGGCGGCCCGACGUGCUGCUGCACUCCGCUCACCCGGGACUGGAGCCCGGUAUGGGCGACGGACUGCUGCAUGGGCUGCACGGUAUGGAGGAUGUUCAGACCAUUGAAGACACCAACGGAACGAACAUCCUGGAUCAAUCAGUAAUUAAGAAAGUCCCCAUGCCGCCCAAAAAUGUGGGCUCUCUGAUGCUGGGUAAGGACGGCCUGAUCGGUGGAGUCACCGUCAACAUAAACGAGGUGUUCUGCUCGGUACCGGGCCGCCUGUCGCUGCUCAGCUCCACCUCCAAGUACAAAGUGACCGUAGGGGAGGUGCAGAGGAGACUGUCCCCGCCCGAGUGCCUGAACGCCUCUUUGUUGGGGGGCGUGUUGAGAAGAGCAAAGUCCAAAAACGGUGGGAAAUGUCUGAGGGAAAAGCUGGAGAAGAUUGGACUGAAUUUACCUGCUGGGAGACGCAAAGCUGCCAACGUCACAUUACUAACAUCUCUAGUAGAAGGUGAAGCGGUCCACCUGGCCCGGGAUUUCGGUUACAUCUGCGAGACGGAGUUUCCCACCAAAGCCGUGAGCGAGUACCUCAACCGGCAGCACGCGGACCCCAACGAGCUGCACACGCGGAAAAACAUGCUGCUGGCGACAAAACAGCUGUGUAAGGAGUUCACAGACCUGCUGGCCCAGGACAGGACUCCCCUGGGCAACUCAAGGCCCACCCCCAUCCUGGAGCCCGGCAUCCAGAGCUGCCUCUCCCACUUCUCCUUCAUCACGCACGGCUUUGGGUCGCCCGCCAUCUGCGCCGCGCUCACCGCCCUCCAGAACUACCUCACUGAGGCUCUCAAAGGACUCGACAAGAUGUUUCUCAACAACCCUUCCAACAACCGGCACGGGGACGCCGGCAACAAGGCCGGCGACAAAGAGGAGAAGCAGCGGAAAUGAAGCAGGGGGAAGACGCAGGGCCGAGCGGGAGGCAGCCACUCACACAGAGGCGUUGCACCGUUACUUCUAGCUUUACACCACUGCGACUGACCUGCCACAUACACAGGGCUGAGGAGGUGGAGGAGGAGGAGGAAGGCUUGGUAGAGAGAAAAAGGCAGAGGAAGACACCCGUGGGCCAGUGUCAGAGAGCACAGAGGGAUUUUUCAUCUGUGUUACGUUCUUUUCAUUCCCCUGAGGACAUGGUGGUAACUGUGUUACAUCCAUUUUGCUCCCCCUGCCUGCAUCCUGUGAGACUGAGAUGCUGUGAGCAGCCGACAAACAACAUUGUGUGCGUGUGCGCCUGAGUGAAUGUGGUGUGCGUGUGCUUGUGUUUGUCUUCACACAGAAAAAGCAUUGUGGGUACGAAAAAGUGGGUGAUGAGCAUUCUAUCUGUGAAACAGGUUUGUCUGGUUAUUUAACACGAGCACGAGGAGGGAGGGUGUUAAUUUAUGUGUGUAAAUAUUUAUUUAUAUUAAUUUAAAUGGAUGGUUGUGUAAAUAGGUGCACCAGCUAUUUUGGAGUAGGCCUAUUUAUCUGUGAUUCGACCUUUGUGAGCCGGCGGGGGGGCAGGACUCAUCCAGUGUUUUUCUGUUCUUAUAGAGCUGUUGUCAUGGUGCUGAUGAUGGGUAGACAUGCUUCUAAUUGUCCAGUGAUUUCAUUUCUAUCACACUGAUAAUAAACCAUGUGUUUUAUUAUG